Messenger RNA from Micropterus dolomieu (smallmouth bass), 5652 nucleotides. RefSeq names its product zinc finger, SWIM-type containing 6 (gene zswim6). Gene Ontology annotation, molecular function: zinc ion binding. The record is from RefSeq and is a predicted model, not a curated record. The transcript is spliced from 14 exons. Gene Ontology annotation, cellular component: Cul2-RING ubiquitin ligase complex. Lineage: Eukaryota; Metazoa; Chordata; Actinopteri; Centrarchiformes; Centrarchidae. Bases 332 to 3730 code for a protein of 1132 amino acids.
GCAGAGCCGGUCCUUCUUACAACCCCCUUUUUUUUUUUCCAAAGCGUUUCAUUCUGGCCUUGAAUGUGGCUCACAAAGGAUUAGCGGCCGUGUGGGAAUUCCGCCCUCCAGUCCUUAUUUAGCACCGAGCUAACCGGGCGGACCCCGCCUCCCCUUCAUUUGUCAACAAAGGGGUUUGACAAGCCCGGAGAAGCCCUGCCCCCAUGUUUCCAUAAAAGGAUGAUUUGGCCAUACACGGCCAACAAUCAAGCCGUGGGUAACCUUUUCCCUUCCCUAUCCCCCGUUCAUAUGGUGCGUUGACUUCCUCCGUCGCCGUUAAAGCGGAGCUAUCAUGGCGGAGCGCGUACAGCAGCCCCCAGCCAAACGGCUCUGCUGUCGGACGGGCUACAAUGCGACGUGUAGACAAGGCCAGCGGGCCGCGGGGGCGCCGUGUGGCGGCUCGGCGUCCAACCAGGGCGAAUCGAGCAAAACCCAGAGCCCGGAGACCCUCCUGGACAUCGCGGCGAGGAAAGUCGCGGAGAAGUGGCCGUUUCAACGGGUAGAGGAGCGUUUCGAGCGGAUUCCGGAGCCAGUCCAGAGACGGAUCGUUUACUGGUCUUUCCCGAGGAGCGAGAGGGAGAUCUGCAUGUAUUCGUCGUUCAACACCGGCGGGGAGGAGAUCGGAAGUAGCGGGGAGAGCAGCGACGAGACGCGGCUGCCUUUCCGACGGGGCAUCGCUCUGCUGGAGAGCGGCUGCGUGGACAACGUACUGCAAGUCGGUUUUCACCUCAGCGGCACAGUAAGGGAACCUGCCACGUCCUCGGAGCUUGAGCUUGUCUGCAAUGUGAGCGUCAGCUUCGACCGCUGCAAAAUCACAGCUGUAACAUGCAGCUGCGGCAACAAGGACAUCUUCUACUGCGCCCAUGUGGUGGCGCUCUCACUGUACAGAGUACGGACGCCCGAGCAGGUCAAACUGCGCCUGCCCAUCUCAGAGACUCUAUUCCAAAUGAACAGAGAUCAGCUGCAGAAGUUUGUCCAGUACCUGAUCACCGUGCAUCACACAGAGGUGCUGCCGACGGCACAGAAACUGGCGGAUGAAAUACUGUCGCAGAACUCCGAGAUCAACCAGGUUCACGGAGCCCCGGAUCCGACGGCGGGCGCCAGCGUGGACGAUGAGAACUGCUGGCAUCUGGACGAGGAGCAAGUUCAGGAACAGGUCAAGCUCUUUCUCUCCCAGGGCGGGUACCACGGCUCGGGAAAGCAGCUCAACUUACUGUUCGGCAAGGUGAGAGAGAUGCUGAAAAUGAGGGACUCCAACGGAGCUCGCAUGUUAACGCUGAUCACAGAGCAGUUCAUGGGUGACCCCAGACUGGCGCUGUGGAGGCAACAGGGCACCACCAUGACUGACAAGUACCGGCAGCUGUGGGACGAACUAGGGGCCCUGUGGAUGUGCAUCGUGCUGAACCCCCACUAUAAGCCCGAGCAGAAGGGUUUCUGGCUUCGACAGCUUCGCAGGUGGAACAGCGUGGACGUCUGCCCCUUGGAGGACGGUAACCAUGGCAGCGAACUGACCAAUCUGACCAACGCUCUGCCCCAGGGCGCUCCUGGCGCUCCAGAUUCACUGACUCGGCCUCACCGGACGGUGUUCACUCGAGCGAUCGAGGCCUGUGACCUGCACUGGCAGGACCCCCACCUGCAGCACAUCAUCACAGAGGACCACUACACCAACUACUGCUACCACGGCAACCUCGACAGCUCCCUCUUCGACGCCAGAGGGUGGCCCAUGUGGCACGAGCACGUCCCGACUGCCUGUGCCCGAGUAGAUGCCCUGAGAUCACACGGUUACCCCAAGGAAGCACUCAGACUGGCCAUCGCUAUAGUCAACACGCUGCGGAGGCAACAGCAGAAACAGCUGGAGUUCUUCCGAGCUCACAAAAAAGAGCUGCUCCAUAAAGGCAUAACAUCAGUCACCAACCUGGAGGGUUGGGUGGGCCACCCUCUGGACCCCAUCGGCACCCUGUUCAGCACCCUCACGGAGACGGGGCGGGUCAGCGAGGACAGCGCCACGGCCAUGCUCGACUUCUCAGGGUUUCUGGGUUCAGGUAGGAGGACGGAGCAUCCUGUUUUCCCAUCGCAGCGUUUCCUGGAGGAAGGAGAGUCGCUCAUGUCGCUGGCUGUAGAGACGGCUCUGAUUGGUUUAGGGCAGCAGAGGGUGAUGCCAGAUGGCCUUUACGCCCAGGAGAAAGUGUGUCGCAACGAAGAGCAGCUAUUGGCCAAGCUCCAGGAAGUUGAUUUGGACGACACGUUGGUGAAGAUUUUCCGGAAGCAAGCUGUUUUCCUGCUAGAGGCUGGUCCUUACAGUGGUCUGGGGGAAUUACUCUACAGAGAAAGUGUCCCCAUGCACACUUUUGCCAAGUAUCUCUUCACCUCUCUGCUACCUCAUGACGCCGAACUGGCGUACAAAAUUGCACUGAGGGCCAUGCGGCUGCCGGUCCUGGAGUCCACGGCCCCUUCCGGUGACUUGUCUCGGCCUCACCAUAUAGUGUCAGUGAUGCCCAACCGCCUCCCUCGCUGGUUCACUCUCAGCCACAUAGAGACCCAACAGUGUGAACUGGCCUCCACCAUGCUCACUGCUGCUAAAGGAGAUGCUCGUAAGCUAGAAACGGUGUUAGAGUCCAUCCAGAAGAACAUCCACUCCGCAUCCCACAUCUUCAAACUGGCCCAGGAUGCCUUCAAAAUCGCCACCCUCAUGGACAGUCUGCCGGACAUCACGCUGCUCAAAGUCUCCCUGGAGCUGGGUCUUCAGGUGAUGAGAAUGACGCUGUCUACCUUGAACUGGCGGAGGAGAGAGAUGGUUCGGUGGCUGGUCACUUGUGCUACUGAGGCUGGUGUGUUUGCGCUGGACAGCAUCAUGCAGAACUGGUUCACCCUCUUCACACCCACCGAAGCCACCAGCGUCGUGGCGAGCACAGUCAUGUCCAACAGCACCAUCGUCCGCCUGCAUUUGGACUGCCAUCAGCAGGAAAACCUCGCCAACUCCGCCCGCACCCUGGCUCUGCAGUGUGCCAUGAAGGACCCCCAAAACUGUGCCCUCUCAGCUCUGACACUCUGCGAGAAGGACCACAUUGCCUUCGAGACAGCCUAUCAGAUUGUACUGGACGCAGCCGCCACGGGAAUGAACUACACACAGCUGUUUACAAUAGCACGCUACAUGGAGCACCGCGGUUAUCCUAUGAGGGCGUACAAACUGGCGACGCUAGCCAUGACUCACCUGAACCUCAGCUACAACCAAGACACACACCCGGCAAUCAAUGACGUGCUCUGGGCGUGCGCUCUCAGCCACUCCUUGGGUAAAAAUGAACUGGCAUCCGUCAUCCCCCUGGUGGUGAAGAGCGUCAAAUGUGCCACCGUCUUGUCGGACAUUUUGCGGCGGUGCACGUUAACGACGCCGGGCAUGGUGGCGCUGCACAGUCGUAGGAACUCUGGGAAGCUGAUGCCUCUGGACAAGGCUCCUCUCAGGCAGCUACUGGACGCCACGAUCGGGGCCUACAUCAACACAACGCACUCUCGGCUGACGCACAUCAGCCCGCGCCACUACAGCGAGUUCAUAGAGUUCCUCAGUAAAGCCAGAGAGACAUUUCUCAUGGCGCAUGACGGGCACAUCCAGUUCACACAGUUCAUAGACAACCUGAAACAGAUAUACAAGGGCAAGAAGAAACUCAUGAUGCUCGUUCGAGAGAGAUUUGGUUGAAAGAGCAUCAAAUUUACUUGAGUCUCCCUUUUUUAAAAGUCUUUUCUAACUUGAAGUGAAAAUCCUCCUCAAACAACAUUCAUGCAAAUCUUAUUCCUAUGAUUUAGCGUGGCGGGGUCGAAUGAUAUAAAGACAAUUUCAUUCACAGUGAAUAUUUCAGUUUCAUUGUGAGUUGUACCAAGCAUGCGCAUAGACGGACUCUGGGUUGUGUUUUGGGAUUGAACAGUCUAAAGAUGAUAGGAAUGAUGUAUGAAAUAUGUUUUAGGGUACAUUUUCUGCUAAAAAUGACAAGAUUGACAUUGAAGGAAAACAAAAACACUGUAAACUAUAAAAGCAGGCGUUGAUGUGUAUAAAACCAUUAAGUUUGCAGAAGGAGAGAACUGUGGAAGUUUGUGUUUCCCUUUAUACGUAUGAAAGCGAGAGGGUAAGAGUUUUACACUGAGUAUAAACUGUAUUGUCCAGUGGCAAAAUGUCCACCUUGCACUCCUCCUACUUCCCUCAGCUAACGUUCACAGCCUCAAAGAGAAGACAAAACGGCUUUAAACCAAAUGGAGAAAUUCUAUCUGAAGUGACUAGUACCUCUUUUUAAGGAUCCAGCUUUACUCUCCCCCUCCCCGAGUCCACACCCAUGUUCUCAGCAACGUGACAGGAAAAACUCCAAAUUCACUAUCAGAAUUCAUUUACUGGGUCGAUAUUUUGUCUCUGCCAUCUCCAGGCUGAUUGUUUUGGCUUUGUGGCGUCGUCUCAAACAUUCAGCGUGCUUAUUCUACGGACACAUUUGUCACAGAAACACAAAAACAAACUGUCACAGUGCUUGCUCUUGUGGAAACUUGGCAACUGUCAACAUACAUUCUCAGGGAUUUCUCUAAAAAGAAAAAAGCAGACAACAAAAAAAAAAGAAAACACACGAGCGAACAAAAGCAUUUUAUUGUCCUGUGUAUAUAUAUAAAAGUAUAUGUCUGAAUAUUGAAAAAAAAAUGUAUAUGUUAACUAAUUUAUGACAGAAUAUUCUAUGUAAGGCACAAUACUUGAAGCUGCAGUACUUUUGGUUUUAGAAACAAACAAGAAAAAAAAAACAUAUCAGAAGGACUUCAAAUCUUUCGCCUUGCAUUGCCAUCAGGGGCCAAUUCAGUCGGUAAGUACACGCCGGCUGGUUUGGCUCUGCAGACAUGUAAUGACCUGCAGAAACUGGCCAGUUUGUAAGACAGGAAGUGGACGUGCAAGAAGUGUACAGUCUUCCUGAACACAGAAGCGUAUCGAGGAUUGUAGGAGUCGGAGGAAGAGACAAAACUGCUGUGACGUUGCAGUGGAGUGAAAUCUGCCCUUGCGUCUCCUCCUGCAGUGAUUCAGUCACGCGUCCUUGCCACUUCUUCUGAUAUCUUGACUUUGUGCAGGACAGAAAGUUGCUCUAUACUGUAGGUCUUGACUGUUUUUUCUUUUUACACACUGUGUAUUUUUUCCUCCUCUUAAAUUCAGUUUGCUUUCAUUUCUCUCUAGAAUUCCUCACACAAGAACAGCCUUCUUUCUUGCCUUGUCUUAAUGCUUUAAAAUAACCAAAUGGGAGUUCUUACUACCAAACUUUUUUCAUACGCCAACUGACUUUGGUUACAAACUUUUUUUGUUUUGUUUUAGUGUCUUUUAAUUUGUAGCUGGUCCGGCUCUGUAUUCUUGUGCUUUAAAAGCUCAUCUGUUUUUCAGUGUCGUCUCUUGUAAGUAGCUUCUUUUUUGUUUAGAAAUGAAAUAUGCUCCCUUUUUAUUUAUUACGUUAGGUAAAUGAUUGUACAACCAUGUCAACAUGCUCAUGAAGUUGAAACUAAGAUUUGAUACACUGAUCGAUUUAUUUAUGUAACUAAAAAUCACUGUUUUAUAAACUUGUUAAUGAAACAACAUUUUGUUUUGAUUAAAUUCAUUUUUUGAGAGGA